UUUGUGGCUCAUCCUUACAGCCAAAUGAUGCUGAAUUCAGUGCUCUACGAUAACGUAAGGGGAUAUAAAGACCUACAUUUCUUAAAGAAUACCGUCUGUUUCCUGCUGCUGUGGCUGAUGCUACCUUUCUUUGCACUGUGCUAUUUGGUGGCACCCAACUGUCGAAUCAGUAAACUCCUAAACACACCAGUCCUCAAAUUCAUGAGUCACACCGCCUCGUUUCUCUGGUUCCUUGUUCUCCUGAUUCUCUCCUCGAUUCAAGACAAGUUCCUUGACGAUGUUUUUGCGUUUUCACCCUUAGGUAAACAUUUUCUGUUUUUGUUUCUGCUGGAUAAGUUUUGGUUUUAUGUUGAGAGUGAGCAGAACUUCUGUCAAAAGGUUUCGAUCAAGGUUUGGCCGGUGAGGAGGAGGAGUAGUAGAAGUAGUUUAUUUGAUAAAGCAGGUUUGUUAAAAUGGCAGCGAAAUGCUGACGUGCACCUACUGUAUGUCAACUGAGUUGAUAAAAAAUAAAUAAAUAAAGAUGUAUUAAAAAUAUAGCGCACAAAAUAUUUACGUUUAAAAAUAGCAACAAUGAUAAGAAAGAAUAAAAACAAAGAAACAUACUUCAAACAUUUAACAACAACAGACAACAACCACAUUUCUAUUGUUUCCCACCAUCAACACCACACCACCACAUUUCUACUGUUUCACACCAGCAACACAUUUCCAUUGUUUUCCACCAUAGCCACCAUCCCCACCACCAGAUUUCUAUUGUUUCCAACGUCGCCACCAUCACCACAUUUCCAUUGUUUCCCACCAGCACCACAUUUCUAUUGUUUCCCUCUAUCAACAUCACACCACCACAUUUCUACUGUUUCACUCCAGCAACACAUUUCCAUUGUUUCCCACCAUAGCCACCAUCACCACCACCAGAUUUCUAUUGUUUCCAACGUCGCCACCAUCACCACAUUUCCAUUGUUUCCCACCAUCAUCACCACCACCACCACAUUUUUAUUGUUUCCCACCAUCACCAAUGCCAACAGAUUUCUAUUGCACUCUUAGCAUCACUAACACCAUUACAUUUGUCUUGUUCUCUCUCCUCCUGGCCUACUUCUCAUUCAAAUAACAAAGUCUUAUUACUGUCUCAAUCUUCGCACCUGUCUUAAUUGAAUUUGACACAACACAACAGCAGGUAGUCAAUACUCAUGAAAUUCCAAGUAAUGUUUAUGGUUGUAGUACUGUUGUUACAAACGCCUGUCCAAAGAGUAAAGCUAGAUUGUCAAUUCCUUUUCUUUUCUUAACCUGUCUUAACGUUGCAUCGAAAAAUCGAGAGCAUUUUCCUGGAUAGACUGCGAGCAGUCUUUAUUAUUUGUUUCGAGUCACAGUAGAUCGAGAGCACGCGUUCUAGGCAUUCAAGCAUGGCACAUUUUUAAGCGACAGAAACACGGGAAACAACAUGCCUUUACAAUUUGCAGUCGUAACAGCAAAAAUUUAUUACUUAAGAAAGCCAAUCAGAAUUAAGCCUCACAUGCAGGAACGAGUGACGAGGCCCGAAGAACGUCUGCUUGGGAGGCUCAUCAGAAACAGGUUAUUUUUAAUGUAACUAUAUUAAAGUUUUCAGGGUAAGAGUUUUUCUGUGUAUUCUGUUAUAAUAAAUAAUAAUGCAAAUGACUUUUUUUAAUCUUCUAGAUGUUUUUAUCUCGUUGUGGGUCGUUGGUAUGCUAUUUCAGGAAGGAAAGGAGGCCUAUCGUCAAGGAAAAGAGCGUUACCUGUCGCAGUACUGGAAUUUGGUCACCCUAAUUAUGCUGGGUCUCUUUGUAAUUUCAGGAGUCCUUUGGUUCAUCGAACAACUUCUAGUUGUUUCGGGAGUUAAGGAAGCAGCAUCAGUUAGCAGUGCAAAGGCGCUGGAAUAUCGUUUGAUCCUACUGUCCAAUGCCUUUUUCGCCUUCGGUACGAUUUUGGCCUUUUUUCAAAUUUCCAACUCAUUGCAGGUCAACUCGAUGCUCGGCCCGCUGCAGCUUUGCCUUGUCAAGAUGGUUCGAGACAUCGCCAAAUUCUUGUUCCUGUUCCUGCUGCUGUUUGUUGCAUUCGCCUGGGCGGAAAGAAAGGUGUACUCGGGCUACGUCCAUGCCAGAACAACAUUUGUUGCAAAUACAACAACACAUAAAUUUUCAAAGUGAGUAUUUAUCGCCCUCAGGGACGCUAUCAUGAGUUCUGGGGUUACCCAGCAGAUCAUUAUACUUAAGCAAUAGAAAACGUUGUCCCUGUUUGCAUAACCUGAUAUAAACACGAGAGAGGUUGGGAGAAUUCGAGACAGUUAUGCAAACCCGAGACGAAGUUGAGGGUUUGCAUAACUGUCUUGAAUUCUCCCAACGCCUCGAGUAUUUAUAUCAGGCUAUGCAACACAGGAAAAAAAUUUUCUAUUGCUUUUAUAGAAUAAAUUUCCCAAGAAAAGACGCAAAACUCUCUGUAUGGCACUGAUUAAAAGAGAAAUUCUUACCAGUCACAAAGUCUUGUCCACGAAGUCUUGCACGCGUAAUCAUUUCUUGUUUUGCAGAAGGAUGCUUUCCAAAAUACGGACUUUUCUCGCUUAAAAUGUCAGCUUAAGCGAAAAAAAAUUGACAUACUUUCUUUGCAACGAUUUUCCAAGUUUCAGGAAUGGGUAAAUAAAGCAAACUUGUCGAGUUUUGAACUUGAAAACUUUUUCAAACUCGUGCUUGCGUAAUUAGCGCGCGAAAAGCAAAACAUCUUGACGCCACAACCAUGUUUACAUAAUCUCAUGUUAACACUCCUCUCAGCCAAUCAGAGCGCGCAUGCUAUCUUAGUUAUUUUAUAAAAUCCAUUAUUACUUCGGCGGGGCGUGAAGUGAAGGAUUCGCGACGCUCAGGAAUGUCCCAAAGUUGCUUUUUGGGGACAAGAUUGGGCACGCAAAGUCAGUAGGUUUUCGGUUUUAGUCAGCUAUUUGACGAAGUGAGAGCGGAAUUAGUUCCACAUAUCUCGAUCUCGAGAUCACUUCGAGCUCUCACUUAUUCGAGGAAGAAAUAAUUACUAACCCUGGCUUUCUCAGGGUUUGAACCGGUUCACGUGUGAGCCGUCAGAUCAGAUGAGACCCUAAGUUGAGGGAUUAACCGAUUGCGACCUGCGAUCCAAGGUAAUUCGAGAUGUGAAAAAUAGCUUUUAAGUUAUGCACUAGGUACGGGAUAAGAUUGGUGCAUGUGCUAACCAAUUCAGACCGGCCUUUUGUUUCCUUCCAGCGACCUGAGAACAGGUUGACCUUCUUCAUUUUAUUUCAUUAUUUUUAUAUCUGAUGCUGUAGUCGCAAAUCCACAAUUUAUGUCAUUUAUUCUCAAACUCCAACAAUCUAGAUCAGGUCAGGUCCAAUCUACUCUUCUAAACCUUUGCACGAUUCGCUAAAAAGAAAAUAUACAAGCAAUAAGUAAUUACCACGGGAAUUUUGAACGCUAAACUUUCGUUUCUUCCAAAUAAAGAACUCACGUUAUGUAGGAGGUUUUGGAAAUCCGCAGUACAGUUAAUAUGAAAACAACAUCAAACAUGGCGACUCACUCUCCGCCAGUUUGGUAUAAGACGGCUACGCCUUAUGGGAGGUACAGGCUUCCCAACACUCAAAUAAAAAAUUGCUCAACAGGUAACAAUAUUCGGUAACAAAGGUUACAGUAUUCCGCCCCACAUGAAAGCACAUGUUAAGGGAAAGUUCAUAGUCGAUCGCUUCUGUUUCAAAGACUUUCUGUUCACAGAAUUUCUCCAGAACCUAAUUGUUCCAGUAAACAAAUCUUGGUGAUUGGCCUUCUGUACGUUGACCCUUUGGCCCUCACUUGUACACUUCUGACCAAACCGUCAGAUCCAGGAAACAUAUUGGUUACUCGUCCGAUUGGCCACAGACGUCGUGGGACAUUAUCGUCGGCAAUAAGUACUAGCUCUCCAGUUUGCAAGUUCCUUUGUGUCUUAUGCCACUUCUGGCAUUCUUGUAAAGAGGGAAUGCACUCUCUUAGCCAACACUUUCAAUAGUGGUUAGCUAGGAGCUGUGCCUGGCGCCAUCGCUUUUGAAUAAACUUGUCGCUGUCAUCAACCAUUUCUGGGGGUAGAUUAACCGUGGGACGAAUGUUUAAGAAAUGACUGGGUGUGCGGGGUUCAUCGUCAUUCGGGCUUGACGUAUUUCUUGUCAGUAGUCUGAAGUUAACAAUUCGUUAAGCUUUAGUAAAUACUGUUUGGAGUACCUCUUCGUUGAUGAGGUCUUUACCAAGGAUAGCCUUCAGGCUCCGCUUCACGUAUUUCACAAGUCUUUCCCAGACUCCGGACAUGUGCGAUGUGCCUUGAGGGUGGAACACCCACUUACAGCCUCGCUGCUGCAACUCUCUUCCCACUUUCUCUUUGUCAAUUUGUUCAAUAGCCUCUUUAAGUUCCCGAUCAGCCCCAUCGAUCCACUGUCGGAGCGAGGCUCAUUCACAUGUCCCCUUCGAUUGAGAAAUCUCAUCAGAACCAAGAUGAAGUUAUCUGUUUCCAGGGACCUAGCAACUUCAAGAUGGACGGCUCGAGAAUUCAUACAUACAAAGAUGGCUUCCCAUCUCUUCUCUGCAACCUUUCCCCUUCGUCUCUUCACGUAAAAAGGGGCAAAAUAGUCAACUCCUGAAUACGUGAACGGUGGCUAGUACGUUGUCAGCCUAAUCUUCGGUAAUUCUGCCAUUUCUUGAGUCAUCCUUGGCGCUAUCCGUUUCUUGCAGGAUAUAGAUCUCCCAAUAACCUCUUUCACUGCUGCUCUUCCUUUAAUCACCCAGAAUUGCUCUCGGAGAAGGGACAAUACUUGCUCGACUCCACAAUUUCCAUUUCUCUCAUGGACAUAGCGUAUCAGAAUCGUAGUGACAUGGUGAUGUUUUGGCAGGAUCACAGGAUUCAUUGCAUCAGGAGCUAUAGGGGCUCUCGAAAUCCUACCACCAACUCGCAAGACACCAUCACCCAUGAUCACUGGUUUAAGCUUCACAAUAUUGCUUGACGUCUUCCUUCAACUCUUACGGAAAGGUUCCCUUCUGUACCAUGAUAACAACUUCUCGUGCACUUCCUUCUUUACCUCAAGUUUCUCUUCCGUAACUUUCUCGAACUUGGUUUCUGGACGGUGAUCCUCACUUCUACGAAAGAAGGAUGGGCCUUUCAGCCAGCGCUCAUUUUUCAGAGAUUCAUUCAUCUCAAGGCCUCGACUAACUUCAUCAGCAGGGUUCAGUUUGCCAGGACAAUGUCUCCACUGUUCUGCUGUGAGGUCUCGUGUCUCUCCAACUCGAUUUGCCACAUAAGUUUGAAAUCGCCUGCUCUCGUUGUGAAUAUAGUUCAGAGUAAUCAAAGAGUCACUUCAAGAGAACACUAGUUCAAACUUAAAGUUCAGUUCCUUUCGCACUGCAAGAUUAACACGUGCAGCCAACAGAGCUCCCUGCAGCUCAAAGCAAAGAGUGCUGACAGUUCCUGGACUUUCCUACAAUAAAUGCACAUUCUAUUUUCUCAUCAGGGUAGGCAAUUCGUAGGUACGUAGCAGUACCGUAGCCAACUUCGGACGCAUCACAGAAACGAUGAAGCUGCAGUGUGGCUCCUUCAAGGUCAGUCCGACUGAAGUAACAUCUGGGGACUUUCACGCUUGCCAACCAUCUUUGGAGGAAUUCUCCUUCGCGGGGUUGAUCUCACGCCCUUAAUAUUUUCAUUCUACACAGUUCUUGCGUGAUUUGCUUCGCAGGCAACAGUACAGGCGCAGCAAGGUUCAGUGGGUCGAAGACCAAGCAGAUUGUCGAUAAACCUCCUCUCACUGUGUUUCUCUUCCCCAGCUCUAAGACCUUAAAACCAAACGUGUCUGACAGUAUAGGCCAAUGAAGUUUAAGUGCUCUGUCGAAGGGCAACUCAUCAUGAUUGACAUCUAGAGAUGGUUCAGCUCUCUUUGCCCGAGGUAUAGCAGACCAAACCUUGCGGUUGGUGCUUACAAAUUUUGUCAGAUUACAUCCGCCCUUAGCACAACGUUCUAUCAAUUGCUCCAUAAGCGUGAUUGCGUUUUCCGGUGUAGGUACAGAUUUAAGAGAUCAUCAACAUAGAAGUUGUGUCUAAGAGUGUCUAUAGUAGAAGGGUCAAAACUUUUCUUCAUUGUCAUCAGCGGUUCUCAAAAGGAUAGAGUUAGCUGAGCAAGGUGAGUCUGUGGCUCCAAAUAUGUGAACUGUCAUUACUUACUCCUGGGGCGCCUCAUCUAUGCUUCCACUCCACCACAGAAAUCUUAGUGAAUCUUGGUCUUCUGGACGGAAUUCACUUCCCAAACCAGAGCUACAUUCUCAUCGCGAAAUCUCAACAAGACUGCAACUAAACUGUUUGUGUAAUCAGGGCCCUGCAGCAGGUUCUUAUUCAAAGAUGUUUCCCCGUGUUCUGAGGCAGCAUCAAAGACUAUCCUGACUUUGUUUGGGUUGUUGCUGCUGGUGACUGCAAAAUGGGGAAGAUACCAGGUUCUGGGACCGGAUUUGGAAGCUUCUUCGUCUGACACUUUACGGGCGCAUCCCAUUGCUAUGCAAUCUUCCAUGGUAGCACGAUAUUUCUCUUGACGACUAGAAUCUCUAUGGAAUUUUCGCCUUAAACUUUGUAAUCUUAUUUCUGCUUCCCUGCGGUUGUUCGGCAGCUGAACAUCAUCUCUUCUCCACAACAGCUCCUUCUCAUGGUCAUCAUCAGCAGUAAGUUUCGUUGUUCUCUCUAGGAUGUCCACCGCCUACAUAUCCUCUCUGGACAAAAUGAGGUCUCGACGCCUACAAUCUGCUCCGCUAUCCGUUCUGGUCUUCAACGCCGCUUUCGUUCCAAACCCCUGAAGUUCCCAAAACGUCUCCACUUGGUCAUGUAAAUUCUUGUCAAAUGUGACAAAGUUCACUGAAAAGUUCCUAUGGUUCUGUGAACCAUGAAUUGUUCCAGUUAUGACCCAGCCUAAAGGGUCUUGCAGACCUUUCAGUUGGCUAUCAGGCUUAUUCGACUUCCGAACUUCAAGAACGUCAUAGCUUUACUGACAUCCUUUUCAAUGAGUACUGACACCUUUCUCAACUUCACUACAGGUAUUUCAAUAUCCACUAGGUGUGGGUGUGAUUUCCUGUCAAUAUCUUCAGGAAGGCACUUCUCUGCGAUGUUGAACUUCUCUGUUACAAGCCGUUCUUCAACGGUGAUGACUUCUCCUUCUCCACUAGCGGACUGCAACUCGAAUUCCACAACUUCAAACUUUUCAUCUUCUUGUUGCAAAGGCGUGCUAACAGACACCACCUCCUUCCGACCUUUCAGGUCAAGUUCCUUGGCGAUGUCGGAACUAACAUGGUUCCACGUGAGCCAGUCUAUCAAUCCGUAAGUGGUGUUGGACUUCCCAUUUGACGAUGAGAUUUUCACAGGUAUCACAUGAAGCAGGAUGGUCUUCUUCUUAGUCGGCUCUGUCACGUUUGCAUACUGCACUGUGCUCCUAACUUCAGUAGAGUUCGGCUGCUCACCAUUCCCUGGGGUUGGUGUCUUUCCAGAAGGUUGUCCUCCUUCACGAGUUUGAUUCCCUCCGUUGGUUUCAGCAGUGUCUCCCCUUGAGGGGUUGUGAGGAGGUCUGUGGUAUCGUUUGUCACUCCCACACGGACAGAACCUUUGGGAUUCACACCUGCCUCUAUGAUGUCCUGGUAUCAUACAAACAUGACACAACCUAUGACGUUUCGCAAUAUCCAAGCGGCUUUGGAGAGCUUUGUUUAGUAAUUCAGGGCAUGAAGACAGUUCGUGUAAUCCUGAGCAGCACAAACGGUUCUGCACGCCGGGUGGGGGCUUACUGUGUCUAUCACCUGUUCGAAGUCCUCUUCCAGUGUCUUUCGCGGUGACAUCAGGUGCAAAGGAUGAUGUCCGGCUUGGAUUUGGAGGGUCCUUUGUUCCAUUCUGUUUCUGUUUGCUCUUGUCUCCUGUGGUUGUCAUCAGGACAGCACCUGCAAAUCCUGGGUCAUUCUUAAUCGCAGCUUGUCGUUUGCCACCUUGGCAAGAUCUUCCAGACCUGGAUUCUUUCACUUUUCUCUAGUGGAAUAUGAUACGUCGGCCCACUUUUUGAUCAAGUAGUCUACCAGCGAUUAACUUCAUAUCCGCAGUAGUGCUUGCUUCGCUUUCAUAGUCCCCCUGUAAUCUCUUGGUGGCAUACUGAAAUUGUUCUGCAAAGUUACGUAGACCCUUGAAAUCUCCAUUUCCCAGUUUUGGUCCCACUGUCAACUCUUGACAGGCAGCCAUGACCGUAGCUGGUUGGCCCUAGCGAUCUUCUAAAUUUGCAACAAUAUCAUCAUAUGAGCACGCUGCUGAUCUUGCUACAACAUCAUAUGCUACCCCUGUCACAGACUUCGGAAGAAAUUCGAUUUUUUGAGCAUUAGAUAACAAGCCAUCUUCCAAGUUGUCUAGAAUCCUUCUUCUAAAGAAUGGAAAGUCUGCUGCACUUCCACUAAACUUUACCGGCUGCAUCUCUUGAAGUGUUGUGACUCUCAACAAAACCGCCUGUAUUGAAUUCGUGCCCAACUGUGGAGCAAAUUUGACGGCUUUGAGGUUCAAUGGUUUAGUCUCCUGCUGACAGUUGGCAACCCAAUCGGCUGCUCGUUCCGGUUUUGGUGGUUGAGGUUCAAGAAAGAAUCUGUUGUCACACUCAUUCUUUACAACCGAAUUAUCUUCAUUAGAUGCAUUUUCAUAAUCCUCUAAAGCCAGCAAAUCAACCUCCUUUUCUUCUAACUGAAAUUUAAAUCUCAUUUCUCUGACAAUUUUCUCCUUUUGCAUUUCGAUAUCAAUUUUUCUCUUCUCCAUUUCUGUUUCAUACUGUGCUAACUCUAAUUCCUGUUUAGCCAUGAUUUCUGUAAUUCUACGUUUUUCUUCAUUUCCUUCAGUUUUGAAGAUCUCGAAGAUCUGGACGACUUUGACUUGAAGUUAUCGAUGACAAUUUAGGUUCCAUAUUAGACGAUUUUAAACUACUCCUUAAAGUGCGAGGUGUACUUGGGCGUGAAUAAUCUUCAACUGUCUUUACACAUGGAGAGUAAUCGUCAUAAAUCUUACUGUAACGCUGUUCAACACGCUCAAAUUCCUCAACAGGCAAGUUUUUAAGGAUAUAACUCUGGUAUGUGUCACUAUAUCGAGCCCAUGCCUGUUCAAGGUUCUUCUUAACUUCACAAGAUUCCUCACAUUCACGUGCCUCGGCAAUACCGAUUUUAACUUGAUUUAUGACUGUACUUACUCGAGCCAAAUAGCCUCCAGGCGAGCGCCUUGCCUGAGACAUUUCUUCGGCUUCAAAAUCUUCCCGGUCUUGCAUAUUUACCCUUCUCGUUCGCCCAACAGGAUCCAGACUUCUCUCUUUCUCGGGAUCCAAUUCUGCAUCCUCGAUCUCGCCGCCAUGUACAUUCAUCUCCGUGUCGCCUUUAUCCACCUUUUCCUGGCUCAUAAUCGAAUGAAAUGUGGUCGCAAAUCCACAGUUUAUGUCAUUCAUUCUCAACCUCGAUCCAACAAUCGAGAUCCCUGAUCAGGUCAGAUCCAACUUACUCUUCUCAACCUUUGCACGAUUCGCUAAAACGAAAAUAUACAAGCAAUAAGUAACCACGGGAAUUUCGAACGCCAAACUUUCGUUGCUUCCAACUAGAGAACUCACAUUAUGUAGGAGCUUUUGGAAAUCCGCAGUACAGUUAAUAAAAACAACAACAAACAUGGAGGCACAUUCUCCUCGAGUUUGCUUUAAGACCGCUACGCCUUAUGGGAGGCACAGGCUUCCCAACACUCUAAUAAGAAAUUGUUCAACAAGUAACAAUACUCGGAGAUAAAAGUUGACAAUUGGAGAUUUCGUAACUAUUAAAGAGAAAUAAUAUUAUUAAACUCAGUUAAGACUAUAUUGGACGUAUGUUUCCAAUUGAACCUGCCACGGGACAAGUCAUCAUGUUAUUGCUUGUUAAGUCUAGGAGAAGCUAAGACUCUUAGCAAAUUAUAAGUAAAAUUUUGUAAAUAACUACGAAGCAAAAUAAUAUUACCGUGUCACAGUAUUACCAAAAAAGAUUCAUUUGAAAGGUCACACCCCAGAUUUUCAUCCAUAGAAAGAAAGACUUUACAGUAAGGCGUCUGCCUUGGGAAUCAACUGUAGCUUUAGUAAAUUACGUUUUCACCGACAAUCUGAUCCUUUCAGAGUUGAAGGAGGCUUAA
Molecule: messenger RNA, 10164 nt
Organism: Porites lobata
Lineage: Eukaryota; Metazoa; Cnidaria; Anthozoa; Scleractinia; Poritidae
Source: the annotation of a GenBank genome assembly